GCUUUGUUUUACUCUGUCCCUCUUCACGACUACCAGCUGGUACCCUGUACUCAACACAAGCAAAUUAUGGCUUCUCAGUGCUUCAAAGACGAUUCGGAAGCUUUGGAAAGCCGCAUUCAAUACGAGCCACUGAGGUCCGACGGAAGUAGCAAGGACUCUGUGGUUUAUCUCGAUGGUUCUCUGGAGCAAUCCUCUUGCGGUGACUGCGCUAACAGCUCUGAAUUUCUACUGGCGUCAUCUUCUCAGAUUAUACUUCAGCAAUCAUCUGAUGGCGCAAGACGCGUCCCGCACACGAGUGAAGAUUUUAUUCCGCCAUCACGAUCUCCUUUAGAACUCGCAGCGGAAGUGGAACAUUUGAAACGACAGCUGGACGCCGCUCACGCCAGAGAGGAUCGUCUCACACGAGAAAAAACAGAUCUCAUUACUACCCAUCAACGAGAGAUGGAUGGCCUCAAACUCAAAUUUUCUGAAAUUAAAGUCAAACAAGACAUCGAUAUAUCUCUUCUAGAUCUCGAAAAGACUUUCCUCACUAGGAAGGUUCAUAAAGCAGAGGCCAAGUUGGCACAAUCGAAGGGAGAUGUGGAUAAUCUCAAACAGCUCACUCAGGCUCUCCGAAAAACCAUUGACAAGCACAGGUCGGACUCUGCAGCCGAAAUCCGACAUCUCAAGGAACGGAUGGACAACGAUAAGAAGAAUAUCUUAGCUGAACAUCAGAAGACCAAGGCGGCAUUGCAAACGUUCCAGUCAAUGACGUCGUUGCUAGAAAGGCACGUUCAAGCAACUUAUGCAGUAAACCAAGGUUUGGAGGCCGACAUAAUGCGAUUUAAACGAGAAAGUGAAGAGGCGAAGGCGAAACUAGAGGAAUACGAAACUACCGUGGAGACUCUUAGAAUGCACUUUGGAGAGAUGGAGGCUAGCAUGCUUGCUGCAAAGGUUGAAUCCGGUCGGAUGAGGGCCGAGAUCGAAGGGUAUUGCGAGGGGACCACCGAGCUAGAGGCUGUUAACGCCAGGCUGGCCUCGGAUCUCGAAUCUACCGAGAAGAGAAUACUUCUCGUGACAAUGAACAACGAGUUGCUUCUCCAAACGGUCUCAGAUCUUCGUAGCCCAAACCCACAUUUUGAGGCGCUACAGGCCGAGUCCGUACGUCUCGCACAAGAGAACUUGCAACUGCAGGAAAGACUGCUAGAGUAUGAGGAGCAGGAGGUUGAAGGCGCAGUGUUUGAUUACGAGGAGGACCAGUCAUUUGACCAGCCUCCAUUGGUACUGCAGGAGCGGACCUUCAUUGCUGGCGAGGCGCUCGAACAUGCAAUUCCUUCCCUCAGUGCGUCAGAGAAUGACGAGGACUCCGAUUUCGACUGCUGCCAAGUUCAUGAGUAUCAGAAAGCUCGACUAAGAUCGCGUUAUACAAAGGAUGGUUCCGCGGAGGCAACUGCUGAGCGCGAAUAGGGGCAGUACUAAGACACAGGCGUCAGUCUCACGUGACCGUCGCGGGGCGGCUACAUGGAAUUAGGGCAAAAAGGGUAAGGUUAUUUACCAAAUGGUUUUUACAG
This is a messenger RNA of Desarmillaria tabescens, 1550 nucleotides long. RefSeq lists its product as uncharacterized. The transcript has 6 exons. The coding region runs from base 67 to 1446 and encodes 459 amino acids. The record is from RefSeq and is a predicted model, not a curated record. NCBI's taxonomy places the organism in Eukaryota, Fungi, Basidiomycota, Agaricomycetes, Agaricales, Physalacriaceae.